AUGUUUCAUAUCAUUCCACUAACCUUUUUUAAGGUAAGUCAUGUUGAUAAAAACAAUUGCUUUUCGAUUAAUCAUAGGCAGAGAAAUAUAACCUAAAUGUAAAUCAAUAUCCUACACUAUAUAGUUUGUUGAGGAAAAAAAAAAGAUCGAAUUACGAAAUAAAUCAAUGUACAACAGCUGAUUGA
Paramecium octaurelia is the source of this 185-nucleotide messenger RNA. The record is from the annotation of a GenBank genome assembly. NCBI's taxonomy places the organism in Eukaryota, Ciliophora, Oligohymenophorea, Peniculida, Parameciidae.